Polypterus senegalus (gray bichir) is the source of this 1018-nucleotide messenger RNA. RefSeq names its product general transcription factor II-I repeat domain-containing protein 2-like. The coding region runs from base 309 to 644 and encodes 111 amino acids. NCBI's taxonomy places the organism in Eukaryota, Metazoa, Chordata, Cladistia, Polypteriformes, Polypteridae. The record is from RefSeq and is a predicted model, not a curated record. The transcript is spliced from 3 exons.
GAGCUCGCACGGCAGUUUUAGCCCAUCUCGCGCCCGCCUUCGGAGGAGCACCGCCACAUUUGUCGUCGCCAGGUAAAUUGACCACGAAAUGAAAAGUUUAAGGCACUGAUGGAAGAGAUGGAUGCGCAAUAUGGUGAUGUGUUGUACCACCAGGAGGUCAGAUGGCUCAGCAAAGGAAAAGUUCUUCGGAGAUUUUUUGAUCUGCGUAAUGAGAUCAGAGUUUUUCGGAAAGCAAGGAUGGUAAUAUUCAAGUGCCCACAGAUAAGAAAUGGCUCUCUGACCUGGCUUUCGUUGUGGAUGUAACAGAGAUGCUCAAUGUUUUGAAUGUUCAGCUCCAGGGAAAGGACCAGAUUAUCACCCAGCUUUUUGAUCACGUCAGAGCCUUCAAACAAAAACUACUGCUGCUCAAAACACAUCUCUCAGCAGGAAAUUUAGCCCAUUUUCCCUGUCUUGGAGAGGUAGGCAUGGUGAAAGAGAAGGUCCAUGAAUAUGAUGCUGUUCUCACCAACCUUAUCCAGGAGUUUGACAGUCGCUUUAAGGACUUCAGACACAACACUGCUGACUUUGAGUUGUUUGCUCAACCCUUCACCAUCAGUGUGGAUGCAGUCAGAGACGAUCUUCAGAUGGAACUAAUUGAUCUUUAGUGUGAUUCAGAACUGAAACACAAGUUCACAUCUCUUUCUUUGACAGACUUCUACAAAUGUGUCCCAGCAAACAGGUACCCAAAGAUGUGCAAGUAGGCACAAGUGAUGCUGUCUCUGUUUGGCAGUAACUACCUCUGCGAGCAGACUUUCAGUCUGAUGAACUUGAACAAGGGUAAACUCAGAAGCAAACUAACUGACUCUCACCUACAAAAUAUCUUGUCUUUGUCUGUAAGUCAGCUACAGCCCAAUCUUGAAAAACUUCUGAAAAAUAAGGACCAGUUUCAUAUCUCUCAUUAGGUCACGGACAUUGCAACCGAAUGGUUUUAUUAUUGCUUACAGCUUGACUAGUGUGUCUGGCAUUGAACUGUAUUGUA